AUGAUAAGAGAGAAUCUCUCGGCAUACAGACCAAUUGAAAUAACAUGUUAUUCAUUUGCAUUUUUGGCAGGAAAAAUCCCCCCACAACCCACAGACCGUGUCGUAUUCCCCCCUUAUGUGAUGGACAAAGUCUUUAACCAAAACCCGGAAUUUAAGUCCCCGAUUAUGUUUGAGAUUCAGAACACAAAAACAAAGCGGAGAUUAGUGUGUGGUGUCGAUAACUUCGACUCUCCCGAUUUCACAUAUAUGCCACAGUGGAUGAUGGACUACCUGAAAUUUAAUCCGGGCGAUAGAGCAAUUGCCAUUAAGACAUGGGUCCCUUUGGGAAAGUCGGUCACGUUCAAACCACUCCAAGCAACAUUUUACACAAUCGAAAACCCAAAACAAACACUCGAAGCGUUAUUACGAAAUUAUGUGACACUAACUGCAAACACAACCAUCACAUUCCAGAUGAAUACAAAGGUCGAUGGAUUAACACUCGCAACUGACGUUUCGGUACUUAUAACAGAUUUACAACCACUAACAACGGUACUAAUCAGAGACACAGACCUCAACGUCGAAUUCGAAGAAAACCCCGAAAUCGCUCCGAAGUAUGACAAGCCAAAACCACCAACCAAAAUGGAAGACGACGAUAGUGAAGACGAGGAUGACGAUGAUGAGACAGGAAAUAGCAAAAUGGUAUUUGAGAACCCCCAAAAAGUCGAUCCGAAGGUUAAACUAACAGAGUCUACAGAAUUUAAACCGUUUGAAUGUGACGGGAAACGACUUGGAAUGUCGAAGGAUAUGGGAAAGAAGAUGGAGACGGAGUCAAGUCCAAACACGAAGGUAUGCCCACACUGCAAUAGUCAAGUGUCUGCUGCGAACUUUAGAAUGCACACGUUGCGAUGUUCUAAGAUGUAUAAGUUAUGUGGGAUCUGUGGUAAAAAGCUUUUGAUCAAUUCAGAGGAAGAGACGCAACAUAUGGAACUCCACAUGUUACAAAAGUGCGUUCAAUGUGGUCAGGAAAUAGAGAAACAAUAUAUGAAAAAGCACUUAGAGGAAGAGUGUACGUGCAGAUUGGCGAAGUGCCAGUUCUGUUCCUUGAUGUUCCCAAUGAAAGAGUUGUCGAGGCACGUGGAGUUCUGUGGGAACACCAUGGACGAGUGUGAUAAAUGUGGUGCAAAAGUUCCUUUAAAUAUGAUGCAACAUCACAAAGACUAUGACUGUGCGUUUGCAACAAAGAAUGUCAAUUACCAACUUCCAAAGGGACUCAACUUCAAUGACAUCAAAUUGCCAACGAGUAGUGUUGGGACCGGCAAUUUUGAAUGUCCCAUGUGCGAGAACAAAUUCAAUAAUCAAGUUGACUUAGACACGCACAUCUUGUCGUUCCAUCCAGAACUCUAUGACUAA
Messenger RNA from Entamoeba invadens IP1, 1389 nucleotides. RefSeq names its product ubiquitin fusion degradation protein, putative. The transcript has a single exon. NCBI's taxonomy places the organism in Eukaryota, Evosea, Mastigamoebida, Endamoebidae. The record is from RefSeq and is a predicted model, not a curated record. Gene Ontology annotation, molecular function: polyubiquitin modification-dependent protein binding. Bases 1 to 1389 code for a protein of 462 amino acids. Gene Ontology annotation, cellular component: VCP-NPL4-UFD1 AAA ATPase complex.